Molecule: messenger RNA, 2201 nt
Organism: Hyaloscypha bicolor E
Lineage: Eukaryota; Fungi; Ascomycota; Leotiomycetes; Helotiales; Hyaloscyphaceae
Exons: 3
Coding region: 76-2070 (664 amino acids)
Source: RefSeq, a predicted model, not a curated record
GCGCAUCACUCAAGCCACCAGAAUCAUUCGCCCAAAUUCGCUCAGCAGGUGCCUAUUUCCAGAGUGCUAUGAGGUAUGGAGCCCUUCACGGCUUUGAGCCUCGCUGGCAACGUUAUCCAGUUUGUGGACUUUGGAAUGAGGCUACUGUCCGAGACUCAUGAGAUUUACCAAUCACCCUCCGGUUCAUCAACAGGAAUCAUCGAAAUCGAAUCCAUCUUCCAAGACCUUAGCAACUUGGGUGCCAAGUUGAAAAUAUCUUCCAUAUCGCCUUCCAAACCAUCAGGUAUAUCUCCAGAGGAGCAGGCGCUUGUCGAACUUGCAGGCUCUUGUAAAAGGCUCGCCGAUGACCUCCUUGCCACCAUUAAAGAUCUCAAAGUCAACGACGGCCCGAAUCGAAAAUGGAGGAGUUUCCGCCAGGGACUUAUAACUUUGUGGAAGAAGGACAAGCUCGACGCCGUUCAGAAGCGAUUGAAUAACUUCAGGAAGCAACUCUCUCUUCAGCUUUUGGCAAUUCUAAGAGAUGAUCAAUCCGAUCUUCUUCAGGAGGUCAAGAUGUUGUGCUCUGAAUCGAGAUUCCUCAAUGCCGAUAGAGAAGAGCAGCUCAACCGACUUUCCCAAGAUCUUCAAGAUGCUCGAAUGGAGAUUGCGAGAGCGGGGACUGCAGAGAAACUGGCUCAGCUGUUUGAUAAAUUCUCUGCAUUAACUGUUCGAGCGUCAGUAGUAGCAACCGAGCAUGCAUUUCUCAAGAGUCUUGAUUUUGUCACGCUGAAAGUUCGCCUUGAAAGAAUACCAGAUGCCUAUGCGAAGACAUUUAAUUGGAUUUUCAAUCCGGGCGAUUCAAAAUCCAGUCCUGAAUUCUAUGAGUGGUUGAGAUCCGAGAAUGGGGUUUACUGGAUCUCUGGAAACGCAGGGUCAAACAAAUCAACAUUGAUGAAAUAUCUCACCAGCCAUGCAAGGACCCGGACUGGCCUCAAGGAGUGGGCGGGCAACAGAAAGCUUAUAAUUGGAAGUUAUUUCUUUUGGAAUGCAGGUACGACCUUGCAGAAGUCCUUGGAGGGGUUGCUCCGGUCUUUACUUUACGAAAUCCUACGUCAGUGUCCCGACCUCAUUCCUGUCGUUUGCCCCUCUCGUUGGUCGUCAGUUGACAGAAACGCGAUGGAUCAUGGACGAUGGAGUUUUGAAGAAUGUUCAGAAGUAAUGGAGCGAGUAAUCAGCCAAGACUCCAGCUCGGUGAAGUUUUGUUUCUUCGUCGAUGGACUUGACGAGUUCGAAGGGGAUCACCUGGAAGUCAUUCAAACCCUCAAGGCUCUGACAGAGGCUACAAACAUCAAGAUAUGUAUUUCCAGUCGACCAUGGAAUGUUUUCAAAGAUGCAUACGGACGUGGCUUGAAUAGAGAACUUGCUUUGCAAGACUGGAAUCAGCCGGAUAUCGAGGUCUAUGUUCGAAAUAAACUAGACAAACACAUCAAAGCUGGUUCGGGUGGACAUGGAGAUGAGCAAUUUCAACGAAUUAUCCAGGAGAUUGUGGAAAGAUCUAAUGGUGUUUUUCUUUGGGUAUUCCUCGUCGUUCGCUCCCUCAACGAUGGUUUCACAAACGGCGAUAGUAUCACGACCUUGUACGCUCGACUACGGGGACUUCCCAGGGACCUGGAGCCAUUCUUUCAGCAUAUGCUAGAUCAAAUCGACGAAAUUUAUCGCGAGCAAAUGGCCGUGUCUUUCAAAUACACUCUCGACGCUAUCGAGCCACUCACCCUGCUUACCAACUCGUUCCUCGAUGAAGAUGAUCCAGAUCUCGCCUUCAAGACAGAAUUCAAAGCUUUAGAUCCUGGUGAACUAUUGCGAAGGCAUUCGGUCUUGGAGCGGCGCAUUAAUGCAAGGUGCAAAGGGCUGUUGGAAGUUUACGCUGAGUCGCUGACUCUUCGGGGCUCUUUGCUUUUGGAGGCCACCGUGUUGAUUUCUUCCAUCGGACGGUUCGCGACUUUCUCAAAUUGGAAGAAUCACAAGCCCUGCUGGUCCGCCACGUCCCUAAAUCUUUCAAUGCCAGCUUGUCUAUUUGCAGAGCAUACUUAAUUCUUAUAAAGACCAUGACCCUCACAGACCAUCGCACUCUACCAACACACCUGGAUCUCCUCAUGUGUUACGCUUGUAGGGCGGAGCGAGAGCUCGGCACACCCGACACGGAGUUGCUCGAUGAACUUGAG